This is a messenger RNA of Rosa chinensis, 2796 nucleotides long. RefSeq names its product protein FAR1-RELATED SEQUENCE 5. Gene Ontology annotation, cellular component: mitochondrion. Lineage: Eukaryota; Viridiplantae; Streptophyta; Magnoliopsida; Rosales; Rosaceae. Bases 394 to 2520 code for a protein of 708 amino acids. Gene Ontology annotation, molecular function: malonate-semialdehyde dehydrogenase (acetylating, [NAD(P)+]) activity; methylmalonate-semialdehyde dehydrogenase (acylating, NAD+) activity; nucleic acid binding. Gene Ontology annotation, biological process: L-valine catabolic process; thymine catabolic process. The transcript is spliced from 2 exons. The record is from RefSeq and is a predicted model, not a curated record.
UUCUCUUCUCCAAAAUGACCACAACAAUUCCUCCUCUCUCUUUCUUCUCCAGAUGCAUUUUCUCCAUUGAAAAUUGACCAACCUCAACCUUUGUCUUUCCAAACCCAGGUCAAAUCCCAACUUUUCUCUUUGCUAUCUCACUUUAUCUACUCUAAUUUCAUGUUUAACUUUGGUUUUCUCUUCUGCAAUUCAAUUGUUCUUACUAUUCCUUCUCUUAUGCCUCAUAUCAAAUUGCACAAGUUUCUUUCUUUAUUAUUUGUGGGUAAUAUGUUUGCUGAUAAAUUGAGAAAUUUGGAGUCCUUGUUGCUUUUCGAAAUCCUUUCAAAAUUUGGAGAUUGAAAAAAUUAGGUUGCUUUAUGCCCAAAAUCAGCUGCUGAGGAGGUCACCAGUACAAUGGAAGAAGAGCUCGUGGAUGCUGGGCUGCAAGUUUCUAUGUCUUCAGAUGAUAUGGAAGAAGACUUACAAUCAAAUCACCCGUCUAGUAUCAUUGAAGUCCCAAUUGUCAAUGGUAAGUAUUAUGUGCUAUCACUUUUAUUAUGUUCAGAGCUAAUUAUUUUGUUUUUCUUUGAUAUACUUGAAGGCCCCUCUAUGAUUGAUGUUUCUGAUGCAUUCCUCUCAUUAUCGACGAAAUUUUUUGAAAAUCGAGAAGACCUUCUCAGUACUAUUCGUAAGAUUGGGUUGCUGCAAGGGUAUGUUAUGGUAAUCAAAAGAUCUAAAAGCAAUAGAUAUGUGGCUAUUGGUUGUGAUAGAGGUGGUUGUUAUCGAACCUACUCUACACUUGAGGAGAAGAAAAAGAAUUUAGCUUCUCGUCUGAUAGAUUGCCCUUUCAAAAUUCUGGGUAGAAGGACAGCCGAAGGGUUGUGGAAGGUCGAGAUAAGUAGCUUGUUACAUAACCAUGAGCCUUCCAUUAACAUGGCUGGACAUCCAUAUUGUCGUCGGUUUACGAAAGAUGAAGCCUUACAAGUUGAACAAAUGAGUCGGGCUGGCAUAAAACCACGUCAAAUUCUCUCUUCCAUUCGACAAAGUAAUCCUGAUCUUCUAGCUGUUUCCAGAAAUAUAUAUAGCAAGACAGCUCAGUUUAGGAGGGAGAGUCUAGGUGGGCGUUCAAUUAUUCAAGCAUUAUUAGAUGAGCUUGGUGGUGCUGGUUUUUCUCAUAAUGCCAAAUAUGAUCACUCUGGUCAUUUGACUCAUCUAUUCUUUGCUCAUCCCACAUCCAUUGAGUUGACUAAAAGCUACUCUAAUGUCUUUGUGAUGGAUUGUACUUAUAAGACAAAUAAGUACAAGAUGCCAUUACUUGAGAUUGUAGGAGUGUCGAGCUUCAACACAUCAUUCUAUUCGUGUUUUGUUUUCAUGCAAAAAGAGGAACAACAUGAUUAUCAGUGGGCUCUUGAAAUGUUCAGUAAGUUGUUGGGAGAUGGUAAUCAUCCAUUGGCAAUUGUAAGUGAUAGGGAGUUGGCAUUAAUGAAAGCAGUACAAGUUGUGUUUCCGAUGACUCCUAAUCUUUUAUGCAUAUGGCAUAUUGAAAAAAAUAUUCUUGCACAUUGUAAGGGUCAGUUUAAGGAAGAUGCAGAUUGGGUUGGUUUUAUGUCUUCUUGGAGUACCCUUGUAAAGUCUUGGGACGUGUCGACAUUUAAUGAAGCUUGGAACCGUUUUCAAAUUGAGUACAAAGACUAUUCUUCCAUUUUGACUUACAUUGGCAAUACUUGGCUUCCAUGGAAAGAGAGGUUUGUAUUUGCAUGGACCGGACAAACUUCACACUUUGGUAAUAAUGUUACUUCUAGAGCAGAAGGUGCACAUGGAACCUUAAAGAAAUAUCUUCAAGUUUCUACUGGUGGUCUCCGUGAAGUGAAGGAAAAUAUUUGUCUUGCUAUUCAAAAUCAGUUUCAAGAAAUUAGAACUCAACUUGCAAGUGAAAAGAUUCGUGUUCCUCAAAAGCUUUGCAUCCCUUUCUUUAAAGAAGUGAUUAAUAAGGUGUCUUUCUAUGCUUUGUUUGAGUUACAAAAGCAAUAUUUGUUGGCAAAUACCAAAGACUAUUCAUCCCAAUGCAAGGGCCAAUUUUCCAAAACCAUGGGUCUUCCAUGUGUGCACAUGAUCAAGGAGAUGAGGAUUGAAGUGCUGCCUUUAAAUCAGAUUCAUGAGCAAUGGAGGAUUGACACAAGAUCAUUCACUAAUGAUCAUUGUGCAAGCUUGGAUCAUGAAGAUCCAUUUAGUAGUCUUUUAUUUGAGGUUAAGGAGAAGUAUGAAAAACAGCCGCUUAUGCAAAAAGAAAAUACAUUAAGGCAGCUUUCUCAGAUUCUUGGUGCAUCUUGUCCUUUAAUUUUUGAACCUACUCUUCAACCUCACAAAGGUCGUCCGGUAGGAUCAAAUAAAAGAAAGGAAACUAGCUCUACAAGGCGGGAACCUUCAUAUUUUGAGAGAGUGGAGAAGGCACCUCGAAAAUGUAGUGGAUGCGGUAAUAUUGGCCAUUAUCGUAACAAGUGUCCAUCAAUUAAUAAGUCUACCACAGUAGGAACACAGUGAGAUAAAGCUUCUAGCUUCUUUUGGAGAACAAGAAAUUUAUGAUAGCUUUUUGUGCAGCAUGGCUUGGACUACUUUCUUUUUGUAUCUCUCACAGCAUAGGAGAGUUUUGUAGAUGACGUAGGAAAGGAGAUGGAAUAGUUUGUGUAUAUACAUUCUGUAGUGUCGUGCAUACAGAAAGAUCGCAUAUCCUGUCUUUCUUGUAACUAGUGUUUCAUUGUUUGUUGAACUCUUGGAGAAACUGUGGAAUGUCAGAAUCUAUAUGGAUACGAGUUUCAA